AAGUAAUGUUUCCCACACAUAGAUAGGCGAUGUAUUAAUCAGUGUUGCGUAGGGUUUUUCACCUUUAUUAAUCCUCCAAUCACUCCAACUUUCUACUUACUCCAUAAAAUAUAUAUCAACUUUUGUCUGUCUAUACUAGCAUCUAAAUCACAUUCCAAAUUAAGUAUCAUAAUAUUAUAAUGAGAUUCUACUAUACAUGCUUUACUAUACAUCGUCCUCAAUUAUUUGAAUUCCAAACAUUCUAUAAGACGAAACCUUAAAUAGAGAAUCCUAAGAAGAAAAAAAGAUCAUACUCCUUAAUUAGACUUUUAUCAACCUCGUACUAAUACACUUUUUCAUGGAUCAAAAUCUUCCAACCUCAUUGGAUCCCUUCGAUUUCGAUCCAAACUCACUAGAUGAUGAUCUAAUGCAGCUUAUCAAUAAUGCUUUUCCACAAACCCCACAAAAUCAUGAUGUUCAAGCUGUGUUAAAUACUUCAACAGAGAAUCAUCAAUUCACUAUUAGUAACUCAUCAUUUUAUUCUUCAGCUCAUGCCUCACCACCAGCUCCAACUCCAACUCCUGCCCCGGCCCCGGCCCCGGCCCCGGUCCCUAGUAAGGAUGAGGCCAGAAAGAAGAAAGCUAAGGCCGUGGAAAUAGAGCGGAAGAGGAGGCAAGAAAUGUCCUCCCUCUACCAAGAACUUCAGUCCGUACUACCUCCUGGACUUUUUAAGAGGAGGAUAGUGACUUCGGAUCUCUUGCAAGUGACAACAAACCAUAUAAAGAAGAUGGAGAAGGGUAUAAAAGGACUAAAUGAUAAAAGAGAUGAAUUAAUGAGAAUGAUGAAAUCAGCUGUUGGAAGUUCAACCAAUAGUAAUACUUCGAAACAGAAGCAAAAUCAUUAUGUCACAGUAAAGCCUUGUAAAGAUGGACUCAUAGAAAUCGUUGUUAGUACUAGUGCAAUGGAUGAUGACGACCAUGAGAAUAAUAACCGAGGCUUCAGCCUUUCGAAAAUUCUCCGUUUACUCGAUGAAGAAGGGCUAAAUGUGAUCAACUGCUCUUUAGCAAGAAUUGACAGUAAUUUGGUUCACAACAUACAAGUACAGGUUGAUGAUGGGAGAAGCAUUGAUCUAUGUCUACUGCGGCAGACAUUGACGGAUCACUCGUGAAUUAUGAGUUAUAAAAUCAUAGGAAGCACGUAUUGUAUUGUAUUGCAUUGUACAUGUACGAGCAUUUUUUUAAUUUAUUGUAACUUGUAAGAGCAUCUUAGACUAGUUUUUAAGGACGAUAAAGAUUCGCAGUUUAUAGACUAGUAUACUGCAAAUGUUUGGAAGGAAAAGUGUGUACAAUAGUAAUUCCUCAAUUACUUAAUUAAUGUACUUUUUAUUUGCUAUACUAUUCUAAACAGAGUAUGUAAAGCUAACAAAUCUUUUCCUUUUCAAAAAUAUAUAACAAGUACAAACCUA
This is a messenger RNA of Chenopodium quinoa (quinoa), 1444 nucleotides long. RefSeq names its product transcription factor bHLH118-like. The transcript has 3 exons. Bases 338 to 1147 code for a protein of 269 amino acids. The record is from RefSeq and is a predicted model, not a curated record. Gene Ontology annotation, cellular component: RNA polymerase II transcription regulator complex. Lineage: Eukaryota; Viridiplantae; Streptophyta; Magnoliopsida; Caryophyllales; Amaranthaceae. Gene Ontology annotation, biological process: regulation of transcription by RNA polymerase II. Gene Ontology annotation, molecular function: DNA-binding transcription factor activity, RNA polymerase II-specific; RNA polymerase II transcription regulatory region sequence-specific DNA binding; protein dimerization activity.